Messenger RNA from Cyclocybe aegerita, 477 nucleotides. The record is from the annotation of a GenBank genome assembly. NCBI's taxonomy places the organism in Eukaryota, Fungi, Basidiomycota, Agaricomycetes, Agaricales, Hemipholiotaceae.
AUGCUUCAUGAAGGCCCCCAAUCUCCACCUUCUUCCGUGAAAAGAUCACCUGUUAUGCACUACCCUCUACCGAGCGACGAUCCGCGUGUUGAGCUCGCUGCCGUCGAGGCCGAAGUCACCAAGGUGUCCAUGGUGCUCGCCGCCCUCGUGCACAAGACGCACAUGCUGAAAGAACGCAUUAACCAUCUUCACUCUCCCAUCCUUCGUAUUCUGCCCCCCGGAGCUGCUCUCGAAGAUAUUCCAGUUCUGUAUCCCACCAUUCACGCUCACCUGGAGGAGGAUUGCGUGGAGUACGCCGUCCCUUUGGAAGACGUUGAUCCUCAACAUGAACACACGGACGAUAAACGCGCAAAUGGUCCUGUUGGAAGAAUGGCUGGCGCGUUCAGGAGGUCUCCCACUGUCAAUCAGACUCCAUUCCUGCGAAGACAACCAUUGGGCCCCACCUUCAACUCCAGGAUCUGCAAUCGAGAUAAUUAA